UCGGUACAGACGAACUGACGAACCGUCGGAGCCGACGGAGCCGACGGAGCGGCGGCGAGACGCGAGAGAGGUCGCGGCGCGGCGCGGAGGCUCACUACCGGUGCUGAAGUCUAGCGGAGCCGGGUGGGGUUAAAUUGUCUGUGGAGUUAAUGUGUCUGGGUGGUGUCUAGCCGCGAUAAAUGACGUGAAUGGGUGUCUAAACGGCUUCCUUUGACCGCCAGCACAGCCGAAAAGCCGACGCAGUGAACGGGUGAAGAGGCCGACCAAAAGGCUCCCGGCAGAAGCCGUGGAGAAGAGUGGAGUUUGCGAACAUGCCGCCGUGUUCCCCUACGAGGUAACAACCCUCUGAAGUCGCCAAACUGUGUGUCUUCUUGGAGAGGCAAGAGGUAAUCGCUGGAGUUAGGCACGUGAUAGGAAGGACACCCACAGGAGGAUAAAGACAACAGUAACAGCGGUCAGCGACCGACGGGCCGGCCAGGGCCGGCCGGACAGCAGCCAUGCGCGGUGUCCAGGGAGCAGCCCUCCGCCGCCAGCGCAGCCGGGAAGCGGCACAGAGGCGCGGCACCUCUGGAUCGCUGGUGGACCCCGGAGAAACCCGUACCAUCACUGAGCGCAUCACCGCGCCGGGAAGUAUUCUAUUCGGCAUCACCUUGUUCCACAUCGGCCUGGUGUUUCUUAUCAUCGGCUUCCUGAUUAUCAUCACCGCUAUGAUUCCCGGGAGUUAUGUGGAAUCCGGAGGAUCGUCGGAUAUGAUUGGCACGGGAUCGUUUUUCGUCUGUUUCGGUGGCGCGCUGACGCUACUGAAUAGAAUCCUCACGAAGAGAGAGGAGGAUUCUCUCGGGGAGUACGUCAGCUCACGGCUGGCUCGUUCGAAGAGCGGCGGGCGGCUCGUGCGGGACGCCGAGUCCGGUCUGACGCCGCAGAUUCCGCGACGCGCCGCCAACGCUGACGGCCGGAAAACGUCGCUGGCAGUGCCUCUGAUGGCCAGCCGCCGGAGUUCGCAGCUCACCCCGACUCACAGCUUCCACAGCUCUAACUCCGGCGCCACGCCCAACGAUGUGCACGUGGUGGUGAGCGAGGGUGAGAAGACGGCCCGCAAUGGCAAGGGCGCGCCGGGCACGGGAAAAAUGGGCAACAACGGCAGCACUGUCAGCACCGUGUCAGCGUCUCAAGUAUAGGUGGCGCUGCGGUCGGCGGCAGGUGGCGCUGGUGUUUCAUGUUAGACUGUUAUAGAGGACGCUGGCGACUGCUGCAGCUACCAGCUGAGAGAAACCGAGUUGCUGGGUGUGUAACAUUUUGCAAUGACUAAGUCACUUGACCAUUGCAGUGGAGUAGACUCAAGUUUCUUUACCAGCUUCAUCUAGAAGAGAAAUAGCUGUUAAGUGUUUAGCAUAGCCCAGAGCUUAGCCGCAGAUAAGCAAACGAACAAUUAUGUUAUGAUUAGAUGAAGUGAUGUUUCAAUGCAGGUAUAAAUUAGCAUUAGUUGCUCUUAUUUUGUAUACAAAAUAAAGCAGGUUUAUACAUAACGAUAGCCUAAGUUCAAUAUGCCAAUUGUCUUUCGUCUGUGCAAAUGGAAUCCGUCGCAUAAAAUGAUCUCAUUUUUUACGCAUGGCUAUUGGCUACGUUUUCAGCCAGGAGUGUGUAUGCCGAUUGCUGGAUUGCGCAAAUUUGACAUUCCAUCGCUGAGCUUCGAGAAACUCUAGUUUCCAAUCUAUCUUGUAAGCCACGCCAGCACUCCGUGAAGCAAGGCAUCUAGAUGUGAAGCACGGGGCGCCAUGAGAUCGCUGUGUGCCCUUCUAUGCCAUUUAAACCGUUACAGGUUGAGUUCUACGUGCGCAGUCGGCUGCGUGCCGUCCGCCUUUAUCUGAUGCACUCUGAGAGUCUCUACACGUUUGCGUGGCAAUAGUUUCGGGACGGGUCGUCACCCCGUUACCAUAGUGCGCUCAAUACGGUGGUGGGACGAUGACUUUGUCUACUCUGCACAUUCACAGCAAUAUUCCUACCGAGGGCAAGUGUUGCUGACCUUAUUGCUCGUUAUUUUACUACGAUCUAAUUAUAAGGCAUUCCAGUGUUUGUUUACUAUGUAUUGCACCGUGUUGGCCACCAGCACGUGUUUCCUGCGCACAACAGGUGACGACUUUCAGUGUUUCGAUUUUUGCGACGAUUUUUACCGUUUUCGAAGCGUGUUAGCUUGUAUCGCUAGACUGAUUUUCCAGUUUUUAUCUGCUUGCGUCUGUGGCACAUGGUUCGACUGUCGCGUGUUCUGUGACAGUGACACCUUUCGCGUUCUUGUUCUUACUGUGGCGUACGAAAAACCGUCGCGCGUUACCCGUGUAAGCUAAGACGUACCACAAUGUCGACAGCAUUCCACUUUGUACUUUUUCACCGAUCUCGCUUUUGCCAGCCUUUCCCAGCCCUUGACAAUUCCUGUCGGUUCCUCGAGCAGAAGAGUUUAGUCAGUCCCUGGUCCUACCAGUUUAGGGUUGAUGACUGCGAUUCUGACAGCUUUAACGUCACAGUUUGAAUCGCUAGGUGACCCGCCUCCACCGUUUUUCGCCAAUCUGCCUUGUACGAUUUCUCCCAGGGCCCCCCGAAAUGCCCGUGCCCGGAUUUGUACGCUGAUCAGGGCCCAACGUCUCGCAUCGGCCCCUAAUGCUGUGUUGCUCAGUUGCUGGUGCCCACGUGUGUCGCUAUACGCCGCUCGGUCUGUCUCAGUUACCCGCAUUUGCUACUGAUGAGCCCACGCCCAUAACGAACCAAUACAGAACACGAUAUGG
Molecule: messenger RNA, 2777 nt
Organism: Amphibalanus amphitrite
Lineage: Eukaryota; Metazoa; Arthropoda; Thecostraca; Balanomorpha; Balanidae
Exons: 2
Coding region: 498-1178 (226 amino acids)
Source: RefSeq, a predicted model, not a curated record